Molecule: messenger RNA, 2208 nt
Organism: Hippoglossus stenolepis (Pacific halibut)
Lineage: Eukaryota; Metazoa; Chordata; Actinopteri; Pleuronectiformes; Pleuronectidae
Gene: pgap2
Product: post-GPI attachment to proteins 2
Exons: 6
Coding region: 364-1128 (254 amino acids)
Biological process (GO): GPI anchor biosynthetic process
Cellular component (GO): Golgi membrane; endoplasmic reticulum membrane
Source: RefSeq, a predicted model, not a curated record
UCCGGAAGUUGUUCGCCUGAUGCCGGUGACACGGAGCUAAGUCCGGUGGUUCCAUCCGGUAACGUUAAAGUAACGAGAAACAAAGUGUGUCCGUCCGGGUGAACAGGUGACACCGGAUGUGGAGGCGCGUGGAACUCAUUUAAAGUCACAUUUAACGCUGGAGACAAGCGGAAGUACAGGCGGCUAACGUUAGCUAACUAUGUGGUGACGCUAACAGGAAUAGCUCGAGCUCACGGGGGCUGAAUGGCGUCGAGGCGGAGCACCUGGUGGAGUCGACCCGGGCAGCAGUGAAGAUGCAACAUUGAACAAUGUUGUAAUGAAUUGUGGGACAUUGAGUUUUUCGUCUGGCGUCCUCUGACCAGGAUGCUCCAGGGCCCAUACGGCAGCCUGGACCGGGACCGGCCCCUCAUCCGGCUGCCCUUCACCAGCUUCGCUGUGGCCACGGUUCUGCUCCCGCUGACCGGCCUCAUCGCCUGCCUCUUCAUCUCACUCGUGUACCACUAUGAAGACGCUACGUAUACACACUGUCACGUGUCAAACUACCUCCCGUCCAUCAGCGCCGCCAUCAGCCGCAUGCCGGAGCGCUACAUCUGGCGCUGUUGCAUCGGCCUUCACUCUGCACCACGCUACCUGGUGGCCGUCGCCUAUUUCAACUUCUACCGCAGCCGCUUUGCCAAGAGGCUCCUGGAGCUGCUGCUCAGCGGACUGGUUCUCCUCUGCAGCCUCACCGAGAACACGGGCCUGCUGCUGCUCACAUACGUGUCGUCCACGGAAACGUACAGUCUCCAUAAAAACGGAUUCAUCGUGUUUGCAGCGAGCUCGCUGCUGCACAUGCUCAUUACGUGCUGGCUGUGGCAGGUGAUCAGGAGAUACUGUGUGAACCCAGAGGAAGUGACAUCAUACCAAUGGAAGGUGCGUCUCUUCCUGUUUAACGUCAGCUGUUGUCUGGCUGCAGCGUACUUCUUCAGACGCCACAACAAGUUCUGUGAGACCGGAGUCUACACCCUGUUCGCCCUCUUUGAAUACCUGGUGGUGUUCUCCAACAUGGCCUUCCACAUGACGGCCUUCUGGGACUUUGGGAGCAAGGAGGUGAUAGUGGCCACGCCCCCUGAAGACAAACGAUACUGAACUUAACCUGAAGCCUUUAGUCAGUUCGGACGUCGAGCGGAUUCCAGCGACAGACUUGAUGCUCUGCAGAGUUAACGUGUAGUUUGUCAUCUGAUCACAGCAGCGGAUUUAUCAUUCAUUGUUUUCAUGGACUGAUUAAUUCUCAGCAUCGACCAGUGUCAGUGUUUAACACAAGUUCUGAGACGAGACUUUAAACGACAACAAUAUACUCAACAUGAAUCUUCUUUAAUGAUGAGUCGAUGGUUAUCUCCUGUUCAGCAACACAGCAAGUUAACCAAGUGACCUGUGUGUGUGUGUAUUUUUAUAUUGUAUGAUAUGUAUACUUGUGAGGACCAUUUUAAAGACUUAUAGACUUUACAGAGUCAGGACCUUUUUGGAAAGUGAGGACAUUUUUGGCCGAUUCUCACUUUCUCCGAGGCUUGUUUGAGGGUUAGGACUUGGUUUGUGUUCAGGUUAGGUAUUUAGUUCAGAUGGUUAAUGUUAGGGUGAGGGGCUGGACUAUGCAUUAUGCCAAUGAUAGAAGUACAAGAGUGUGUGUGUGGACCUUAAAUCAUUUAUUUUCUCAAAGACGGUUUCUGUUCUCAUCGCAACAUAGACUCUAACAAGUUAGCAAGCUAGCAGUUUGGUAACGUCAAACGGAAAAGAUGUGACUGUUCAGAGGUGUUAUUAACAUUUUGAAGAAAAUCUAAAAUGUAAGCUAACUUCUUGACAUCCAUUGUUUCAGCAAACAGGAAGUUAGCUUUGUUACUGCGGCUCAGUCCAUGUUUGUUUAUCAGGCGACUGUCCAACGUCUUUCAUGCAUCACAUUCAGCUUUUGUUCAAGAGUCAGAAAAGCUUCAGCUGGAGACGAGGGACAGGAAGAGGAAGCUGAUAUCCUGAACUGAAGAGAAUCACAACAACGACACAAACCAAGGGUGACGUCCACCUGACGAUGCUCGUCCUCGUCCAAACGCUUUAGUUCUGCUUCUAACUGCACAUGUUUGGUAGAUUUUCUGUACAAUAAUAACGUGACAUUUUCAGGAGUGUUUGUGGUUUAAUUACUGAAUCGCUUGACAACAUAAAAGCUACUUCAUGGUUUGA